This is a messenger RNA of Linum tenue, 2069 nucleotides long. Lineage: Eukaryota; Viridiplantae; Streptophyta; Magnoliopsida; Malpighiales; Linaceae. The record is from the annotation of a GenBank genome assembly.
AGGCCAGAGAAAGAGACGCCGACGAUCACGUCAUUCCAUACACGUGUCGGAAUUGUACUGGCUCGUCCAUGACUAAGGCGGUCCUUCUCCUUCCCCAUCUAUAAAUCGGUUCACAAUCCCUCCUUCCAUCUUCACAAUUCAUUCAUAACACCGAUAUAUCUCUUAUCAUAUCCCCGAUCUUCGAUUCAGAGCUUUCUUCCUCUCAAUUCCUCUCAAGAUGCAGAUCUUCGUUAAGACUCUUACCGGAAAGACCAUCACUCUCGAGGUCGAGAGCAGCGACACCAUCGAUAAUGUCAAGGCGAAGAUCCAGGACAAGGAGGGGAUCCCUCCGGACCAGCAGAGGCUGAUCUUCGCCGGCAAGCAGCUGGAAGACGGCAGGACCUUGGCUGACUACAACAUCCAGAAGGAGUCGACCCUUCACCUGGUUCUCCGUCUGCGUGGAGGCAUGCAGAUCUUCGUCAAGACCUUGACCGGAAAGACAAUCACUUUGGAGGUUGAGAGCUCCGACACCAUCGAUAAUGUCAAGGCGAAGAUCCAGGACAAGGAGGGCAUUCCCCCGGAUCAGCAGAGGCUUAUCUUCGCCGGUAAGCAGCUGGAGGAUGGAAGGACUUUGGCUGAUUAUAACAUCCAAAAGGAGUCCACACUUCACCUUGUCCUGAGACUCAGGGGAGGUAUGCAGAUCUUUGUGAAGACCCUGACUGGGAAGACCAUCACCCUUGAGGUCGAGAGCAGUGACACCAUCGACAAUGUUAAGGCGAAGAUCCAGGACAAGGAGGGGAUUCCUCCGGAUCAGCAGCGGCUGAUCUUCGCCGGGAAGCAGCUGGAAGACGGGAGGACCUUGGCGGAUUACAACAUCCAGAAGGAGUCGACCCUUCACCUGGUUCUCCGUCUGCGUGGAGGCAUGCAGAUCUUCGUCAAGACCCUCACGGGAAAGACGAUUACUUUGGAAGUCGAGAGCUCCGACACCAUUGAUAACGUAAAGGCCAAGAUCCAGGACAAGGAGGGGAUUCCUCCGGAUCAGCAGAGGCUGAUCUUCGCUGGUAAGCAGCUGGAGGAUGGAAGAACCCUCGCUGACUACAACAUCCAGAAGGAGUCGACCCUCCAUCUCGUUCUGAGGUUGAGGGGAGGUAUGCAGAUCUUUGUGAAGACCUUGACUGGGAAGACCAUCACCCUGGAGGUUGAGAGCUCCGACACCAUCGACAAUGUCAAGGCGAAGAUCCAGGACAAGGAGGGCAUUCCUCCAGACCAGCAGAGGCUUAUCUUCGCGGGCAAGCAACUUGAGGAUGGAAGGACCCUUGCUGACUACAACAUUCAGAAGGAGUCUACCCUCCACCUUGUCUUGAGGCUCAGAGGUGGUAUGCAAAUCUUUGUGAAGACUCUGACUGGCAAGACCAUUACUUUGGAGGUGGAGAGCAGCGAUACCAUUGACAAUGUCAAGGCUAAGAUCCAGGACAAGGAGGGCAUCCCACCAGACCAGCAGAGGCUCAUCUUUGCAGGAAAGCAGCUCGAGGAUGGCCGAACUCUGGCCGAUUACAACAUUCAGAAGGAGUCCACCCUCCAUCUGGUGCUGAGGCUCAGGGGAGGAAUGCAGAUCUUUGUCAAGACCCUUACUGGAAAGACCAUCACUUUGGAGGUCGAGAGCAGUGACACCAUUGAUAAUGUCAAGGCCAAAAUUCAGGACAAGGAGGGUAUCCCACCAGACCAGCAGAGGCUGAUCUUCGCUGGCAAGCAGCUUGAAGAUGGAAGGACUUUGGCGGACUAUAACAUUCAGAAGGAGUCCACCCUCCACCUUGUCCUGCGUCUGCGUGGUGGCUUCUGAAGGGGUCUACUUCUUGUUCCGGAGUUGCUGUCGCUGUGUCUGUGUCUGUUGAUGAUGGCUCUGAAGGUUGUUGGAUUUAUCAUGGAUGUUUGAAGAUUGUUUUUUAAGUUUCUGGUGUUCAUGAGGUAGCCUAAUGGCUCCUCAAGUUUCAAGCUUUGUUUGUUUCAGUUCUAUGUUGGCCCUGGUGGCCUUGUGAACAGCUAUUUCUCUUUCGGUUUUCUGUUGAAUAAUAAUGUCUGGAAGUAUUUCG